AAAAAUUGCUCGUCGACCGAUCCAAACAUCAAUUACGAAUUCUGCGUUACGUCAUUCGAAUCGUACUCAAGUAGCCACCGCGCGAAAAAUCUCCAGAAACUCGGCCAAAUCGCCAUUAAAUUAGACCAGCAUAACGUGACAAGGACGGCGUCGUAUAUCAAGGGGCUGUUGAAGAAGAAGAACAAGAAGAAGGACUUGGAUCCUUUCGUGAAGGCGUGUCUGGAAGAUUGCUUUGAACUUUAUGCCGAUUCAAUCCCUACUCUGAAAGAAGUCAGGAGAGAUUACAGAAGUAAACACUACGACGAUGCGAACGUUAAAUUGAGUUCAGUGAUGGACGCCUCGACGACUUGCGAAGAUGGCUUCAAAGAAACGCCAGGUGUCGUUUCGCCGCUCACCGGAAGAAACAACGAAACGUUUCAGCUGUCUGCUAUAUCUCUUUCGAUUAUAAAUAUGCUUAAAAAAUAAAUUUUUUUUUUCAGAGUAUUAUUUUAUCAACCA
Carica papaya (papaya) is the source of this 498-nucleotide messenger RNA. Lineage: Eukaryota; Viridiplantae; Streptophyta; Magnoliopsida; Brassicales; Caricaceae. The record is from RefSeq and is a predicted model, not a curated record.